AUGCCAAAUUUAAAAAGAGUAAACGAACUCCCACCGAAAACGGAUUCGAAAGAUCAUCCGACGCUACGUAAAAUAGAAAUGGAAACGAACGUCGUACCCCCAUACCUGAUCAUGCUGUUCUCGGAGGAAAUGGUUUUGUGUACGGGAUGUAUAGUAAUGCCGGAUUUGGUUAUAAGUACGGCAUCUUGCUUGGAUGUACAAGUAAAUAGAAACGAUGAAAAAUUUCUUGCCGUUAAAAUCACGUCCUCGUUCACGGAAUAUUUAAAGGAAAGAUUGAAAAAACCGUUCGAGGAAUCCGUUAACAUGACGAACGUGGAAGAAAGAAGAAGCUUAGAAUAUUAUUUACAUCCUCAAUAUCUCGCAAGAGUUCAAGAUAUCGAUCUCGUAUUGAUAAAAUUGAAUCAUCCAUUUGACAUUAAAGAAAAUGAAUUACCCAAAAUGUCUUAUGGGAAAACGAAAGAAUUACGAAAUUGCACGACAUUAUAUUUCGCGCUCAAUUCAACGAAAGAUGAAACAAAACUAACAUUAAAAACACGCGAAAAUUUCAUGGUUAGUUUGUGGCAUUUUUUAGCCGUUCCGAGCAUGUAUUGCUUCGAUUUAGGACAAACAAAAUCUACAACGCACCUUUGUCCAGGAGUUUCCGGAAGUCCUUUGAUAAGAUUUAACGAAUUAUGGGGCAUUGCUUCCUUUUCCUUUCCCAUAUGCGACUGCAAUGAAAUUUAUUUUUAUUGUUUCAUUGAUUUUUUCGCUGCUCAAAAAUGGUUGAAAACAUACAUUAAGGUUAAACAAUAA
Molecule: messenger RNA, 792 nt
Organism: Pediculus humanus corporis (human body louse)
Lineage: Eukaryota; Metazoa; Arthropoda; Insecta; Psocodea; Pediculidae
Exons: 2
Coding region: 1-792 (263 amino acids)
Biological process (GO): proteolysis
Molecular function (GO): serine-type endopeptidase activity
Source: RefSeq, a predicted model, not a curated record